Messenger RNA from Girardinichthys multiradiatus, 1025 nucleotides. RefSeq names its product actin binding transcription modulator (gene abitram). Gene Ontology annotation, molecular function: actin filament binding; actin monomer binding. Bases 260 to 802 code for a protein of 180 amino acids. Lineage: Eukaryota; Metazoa; Chordata; Actinopteri; Cyprinodontiformes; Goodeidae. The record is from RefSeq and is a predicted model, not a curated record. Gene Ontology annotation, biological process: dendrite morphogenesis; regulation of actin filament polymerization; regulation of filopodium assembly. Gene Ontology annotation, cellular component: lamellipodium; filopodium tip; dendrite. The transcript has 8 exons.
GGACGGGAGACUGGGGAGGAUUUGCAGCCUUCUUUUGCAGUAGCUGACGUGGAGCUAUGUGUGCAUCCUGAACACACAAUCAUUCACUGAAGCCUGUGCAGCUGGAGCCACUCUGCACAUCUGUGUCAUGGCCAGUGAAUCCUGGAGAAAUUGAGUCCUGCAAUAGUGAUGUGUGGCCACUAGAGGCAUGAGAGAAGAGCAAGUAGACAUGAAUCACCUCAAAAGUACCAAGAUCCCAUCAGAUAGUUGAAUUUUUUUGAUGGACUGCGUGGAAAAGAAAAACGCUGACGGAGAAGCGCCCUCCGUCAUUGACCGAUAUUUCACACGGUGGUACAGAGCAGAUAUGAAGGGCAAACCGUGUGAGGAUCACUGCGUCCUGCAACAUUCAAACAGGUUGUGUGUUGUCACCUUGGCAGAGACCCACCCGAUCCUUCAGGAAGGACGCACAGUCAAAAGCAUCAAUUACCAGAUCAGUAAUGGCUGCAGUCGUCUGAAUAAUAAAGUAUCUGGAAAGUCCAAACGGGGGGCGCAGUUUCUUACAGAUUUUGCACCAUUGUGCAGGAUAACCUGCUCAGAUGAGACAGAGUACACAAUCUACAGCUGCAUAAGGGGACGUCUUCUGGAGGUCAAUGAGAACAUUUUAGAAACCCCAAAUCUCCUGCUAGAAAAGCCGUCUACCGAUGGAUAUAUUGCCAUCAUCCUUCCAAAGUUUGAGGAAAGCAAGAGCAUAACCGAGAAUCUCCUGACAAGAGAACAGUUUGAGAGCGUCGUCACCAAACGCAAUCUGUCACAACCUCCCUAAUGGAGCAUGAAGGACUAAACCGUUCUGGUAGAGUUUAUUUUUUAUUUGUUUGUUCCAGACAAAGAUUGAGGAAGUGGACUGAAUCUUCCUUCUGAAAAACACUUUUAUGCAAUAGAAGCUCCGUGCCUUCAGUUUUUCACAUUGCCGGGUGUUCAGGAUGUUUUCAACUUCAUUUAUGACUUUAUUUUUAUGUUAUUCGAUUAUUAAAAGGAUAAAAAAGGAA